AGGUCAGUCACUCAUGAAAUUACAGACUAAUUUUCUGUGUCAGCUGAGAUACCUUUGUCGCUCCUCUGACGUUUUCGUGCCAAAGGUAUAUUAUUAACGCCACACCUAGAUGGUUUAUGGAAUAGUACGCACUGCUACAAACUAAAUCAGUACCGAGAAGACUACUUCCAGCGAUGUUAGCUACACCACACGUCUUAGUAUAAUGUUGAAAUCUUCCGAAUGGAGAACCGCCGUUGUAGUGGUCCUUACCAUGGCCCUACUGUCCUCUAGGCAAGGAGGGGUGGUUCAGGCACAAGGAAAUACUACACAAGCUACAACGAUCCCUACAACAAAACAUCCUACAACGCAAGUUACAACUAUCCCAACGACGCACAGCCCCACAACCCACUUCACCACGAUGAUCACAACGAAGAAGACAACGAUACCAACAACGCAUGACCCAACAACCCACUUCACCACGAUGACCACAACAAAGGAGACAACGAUACCAACAACGCAUAAACCCACAACCCAGUUCACCACAAUGAUCACAACGGUUGUACCAACAACGCAAGUAACCACAGAGAAGACAACAAUGCCAACAACUCAGCCGACCACAGAGAAGACAACGCUACCAACAACACAGCCGACCACAGAGAAGACAACGCUACCAACAACACAGCCGACCACAGAGAAGACAACGCUACCAACAACACAGCAGACCACGGAGAUGACAACGAUACCAACAACGCAUGACCCUACAACCCACUUCACCACGGUUGUACCAACAACGCAGGUAACCACAGAGAAGACAACGAUGCCAACAACUCAGCCGACCACAGAGAAGACAACAAUACCAACAACGCAGCAGACCACAGAGAAGACAACGAUACCAACAACGCAUGACCCUACAACCCACUUCACCACGGUUGUACCAACAACGCAGGUAACCACAGAGAAGACAACCAUACCGACAACUCAACAGACAACGAGGAAGACAACAAUACCAACAACACAGGAGACUACGGAGAAGACAACAAUGCCAACAACUCAGCAGACCACCGGAAUGACAACGGCACCAACAACACAGCAGACCACGGAAAUGACAACGGCACCAACAACUCAGCAGACCACGGAAAUGACAACGGCACCAACAACUCAGCAGACCACGGAAAUGACAACGGCACCAACAACUCAGCAGACCACGGAAAUGACAACGGCACCAACAACACAGCAGACUACGGAGAAGACAACAAUACAAACAACACGACAGACCACGGAGAAGACAACAAUACCAACCACGUCUUCACCAACAACACAGAUAACCACGGACGAGACAACAAUACCAACAACGCAGCAGACCACAGAGAAGACAACAAUACCUACAACACAGCAGACCACACAGAAGACAACAAUCCCGACAACACAACGGACCACGAAAAAGACAACGAAAUUAACAACGGAAAAGACAACGAUACCAACAACUCAGCAGACUACAGAGAAGACAACAAUACCAACAACACAGCAGACUACAGAAAAGUUCACAACGGUUCAACCAACGACUCAUGUUACAACAGAAUCAGCAACAACACAGUUAACUACGGAGAAGACCACACAGCCGACCACUGAGAGAACUACUGAAGAAACAACUCGUGCCAACAACUGCAGAGACGACACAAGAGACGACACUACAGACGACACAAGAGACAACACGAGGGACGACACAAGAGACGACACUACAGACGACACGAGAGACAACACGAGGGACGACACAAGAGACGACACUACAGACGACACGAGAGACAACACGAGGGACGACACAAGAGACGACAUCUAUCGGCACUACUGA
Messenger RNA from Branchiostoma belcheri (Belcher's lancelet), 1828 nucleotides. RefSeq names its product mucin-5AC-like. Bases 203 to 1828 code for a protein of 541 amino acids. The transcript has 3 exons. Lineage: Eukaryota; Metazoa; Chordata; Leptocardii; Amphioxiformes; Branchiostomatidae. The record is from RefSeq and is a predicted model, not a curated record.